AAUAAAUAAAUAAUAAAAUAUUUAUAAUAUUUGAUUUAGUUAAAUUAAAAAUAAUUUCUUAAAGGAUUUACAAUACAGAAUUACAGAAAAAAUCGAAAGAGAAUCUACAGAAUGAAAGAAAGUUCAGUUGAUAUGAUUUUUUUACAACUACUGCAUCUAGAACGUAACAAAUGUUAAAGGCUUUCAAUGUUAGUGAAAAGCAAAAUUAAAAAAAAAUAAAAGAAUAAAAAAAAAUGAAGCGAAGGACGUCUGUUGUACAGCUGAAAACCAUAUUUGAAAUAUGACGUCUUACACUCAAAACGAUUAUUAUUUUAAUGAAAUCGAUGCCUUAUCCUGCAAUAACCGACCAAUUAGCAGCACUUUACCCAGUAAAAGCACUUACAAUACGUAUGAAAGUCAAACAGAAGAUCAGACAUCUAGUUAUGAUUUGUAUGGCAACCAAGAGUACAACGACGGUAGUAGCUGUGAUAGCUACAACCACCAUCAAAGAUCAGCAUCUACCAUGUCAAAUGCCGGUAAUUAUAAUGUCUCAUAUUACAGCAAUGAUUACAACCAAUAUUGUAAAAACGUAAUCACUACAGACAACAACUUAAUCUACCAUCGCGAUGCCUGCAGUGGCGAUAGUAGUGAUCGUUACGAUAUUUAUUCCACGCUUGAUUACGGUGAUUAUGACAAUCUUAGAGGCGAGUUUAUGAAUUAUGGAACGACAGUGGGCGAAGAGGGAAAUGACCGACCAUUUACGUCUCUGGGAGAUAGUAAUAAUAAAAUGUUGCCCCAAGUGCCACCAGUGCAGCAUAGCCAUAGUAUGUGGGAUGGUAUGUACAGUACAGGCCAAAACAGACCGAGCAAUGUCAGUCUACCGUCAACACCCACAUUUCGAUAUAAUAGUGCAAGUGUUGGCGGUAGAGGUAUGACCUCUAAUAAUGGGGAUUGGGACAGAGGGUUCGUGGCGAAUGGUGUGAAGGCUCAGUUAAAUGGUCAACGACAUUAUGACCACAGCGAUGACGCAGGGUUUUAUGGUCACAAGCCACCUGAGCGCGUAUUACCUUUGCCCCAGUCCCAGCCUCAGACCUAUGCGAGGAAAUAUUUAAAACAAGCAUUUUUUGAAGAUAACACCGACACCAAUAUGGCCACUAGUACAACAUCGAUGUCGGCAUAUAGAAAUGAAAUAAAUCUGGAUUAUAAAAAGCAGCAACCUUUUACGUCCGCCACACAAAAUCUUCCCCCACACAAUUUGUAUUAUGAUAAUGGCGGUCUCAUGGAAACCACAAUUAAUAGUCGUGAAAAGGAUUACAAUAAUUCUUAUAACUCCUACGAGUCCCGUUACUCGAUAGAGCCACGGCCACAUACCGCCAUGCAAUCGACGGACGAGUAUAACGAUUUUGGAUUGAAUUCUUUGGACAAUAUGUCAACGUAUAGUGAUACAACGGUACCAACUGCAACUGCAACCGCCAACAUUUAUGCCAACCAACAAAAAUUACAAGACUUGCAAAAAUGUCGUUACUCCAUCAUUAUGGCCAUGACAACAGCAUCUGUCAUUGCCAGCGGCGAAACCCGUAUACCACAACAUUUGCUAAAGAAAUCAACAACAAAAACCUCGACAAGUAAUGUAACAGAUGCAACAGGUGUUUCCUCAACAGGUGGUGUGUGCUCAAAACUUGGAACUGGUGCAGGACUGACUUCAUCAAUGUCGUAUAGAUAUGAUGAUAAUAGUGGUUUCGUGGCUAUUGGUAGUAAUAACAAAAGCAGUAGCAUAAGUGGGAGCAACAAUAUACAAACGUCAUGUGCCUAUACGAACGUAACAAUGAUAUCAAAUCUCAGCUCAGCGAAUUUGCCACCCGUUACGUUUUCGACAGCAGCUUCAUCCUCAAUACUGUUGUUGUCGUCAGCCUCGCCAGUCGUGGCUGAUAGUGCAAGCAACAGUAGCAUGGGACAUUCUGGCCACGUCGCCACUGCGUCUACAGCGACAGCGACAGGUGCGACAACAGAAACUUCGGAAGCGUCGAGCUUGUCGCUUCUGAAAAACUUGACUUCUAGAAAAUUGCCAAAACCUCAUCACACUGGUCAUGGACACGUGGCCAACAAACAAUUGCCUGAAUCACCUCAAUACCAGUUAAGUCAUGCCGCAACAAGCAAAGCACUACCACAAAUCCCACAAUUAUCGUCGCCGACAGCAAACGAUACAUUAGAUAACAUUAAUUUAACAUCGUCCAUUUUAUCAGCAACAUCCUCAUCAUUAACAUCAUCAACGUUUUCGCUAGCAUAUCAAGCUACUUCUUUAGCAAGCUCAAGCUCAUUAAUAACAUCUGUUACAAAAACAGAAGCAGCUGCUGCAGUAACAUCGUCAUCCCUAGCAGCCCAUUUCUUGCCUAACAACAAUAACAAUACAACGGAUGCGAAAAACUAUGAUAACUUUAAUAAUUACAAAAAUAAUAAUGUUUUCAAUAAUAAUGUACAAACUGCUGAUGACAAGUAUUGCUUAGUAUCAUUUCAAACCCAACAAGAUAAAGAAAAAGCCAAAGGUAAUGCUGAAGAUAAAUCAGAAGCAGCAAAAGAUGGUGAAGAAGCCAUUUAUCAUUUAUCAACGACACCGUCCAGAUUAAACAGUUUAACAGCUAUAAAUGACGCCACUUCGGAAGUAUUCCAUCAAUACAAAAUAUCAACGCAAUACGAUUCAUUACUCUCUUCAUCAACAUCAUCAUCAUCAUCACCACAAGUAGCUAGGACUGAAGCAGCACCUGCAGCAACAACAACAUCAACAACAUCAAUAUCAACAUUAUCAGCUUUAGCAAAAACUACAACUUCCCCAACAACAGCAACUGAAAUUGAUCAUGAUUAUAAAACCCCAUACGACUAUAGCGAUUAUCUAAAACCCUAUACAUUGCCAACAUUCUCCAGUAGCAGCAAGAGUAACAGCAAUAACACCAAUCUCCAAUUUACCCUUAACCAAAAACCUAAUAGUAGCAGUUAUUUACCAUUAUAUCCUAGUCUAGAUAUUCAUACCAACUAUUUAACAUUAUCAUCCACCAUAACCACUGACACGUCAACCACGCUUUCUUCAUCAUCAUCAUCCAGUGUGACGUGUACUUCGACAGCACCAGCCCACAAAACUGUAAAUUCACAAGGUUCAUCCAAAAUUUUAGCAAUAAAUAACACAGGACUUAAUAAUAUAAUAACAGCUUUAAAUCUAAGUGAUAAUAAUAUUAGCCGUAGAAGUAGCAUAAGUUCGCCUGUAACGAAAUUGGCAAGUCCUAGUAAAAGUGUUGUUCCAAUUACCUCAAUAACAAGUUAUGCAGCAACAACAGCAACAUUAUCGUCAUCCAAUGUUCAAACAUCAGUAGCGUCCUCAUCAUCAAACACCUUAACAGCAUAUUUCGAUCAUGCCUCAAUGAACUCAUCAUCAAUAACCCCGACAAAAUAUAGCGAAACUAGUUUGGAGACGAAGACGAUAGAGACCAAAGACACUUCGUCUUCGUCUGCUUUGUAUAUAGAUGAUUACGACGACUACGAUUACGAUAGUUAUUUAAACGACUAUAAGCUCGGUUUUACAACGGCAGCAGCAACAGCAACAACAGCAACAACAACAUCAUCACCUACAACACAUACUACAGCGACGACUACCUCGUCGUUAACAACCACAUCCUCUUCUAUGUUGAAUAAUUCAUGCCCGACAAGCACAAUGUCCUCGUCAUCUUAUACGACAACAACUACAACCAUAAUACAAGCAAACGACAAUAGUUGUUAUUCGAUUAAUAACAAUGAAGCCGAAUUGGCUUCAGAGUUGUCAUUCACACCAAAUUGUUUGUUUACAACAACUGAAACUACAGCGCCCAAGGCUGACUCUACACCGACAUCAACCCAACAAGCCAAGACUGCCACGGCUGCUAUAUCAACUACAGCCUUAUAUGCAGACUAUUUAAAAGACUAUAGCGCAGUGACGGCUUCAUCGUCCACUUACUUCGUAACGGAUGAAACGAACAGCAAGUCAUCUCAAGAGCUACCCUCGUACAUAAUGGACUUUAUAUUGACUUCGAACUCCAUUGAAUACGAUAGUCAAAAUUAUUUGAAUUUAUAUAAAAUUAAAGAAGAGGAUAACACGAUAACAGACAAAGACACAUAUACCGACACCGACACCGACACCACCACAGACAUAAAACAAUUAAAGGCCGCCAAUAACAACAAUAUCAUAAUUAGCACACACAAAUCCAUUGACAAGAGCAUAGCCACAUCUGUAGAUGAUUUGGAAGUAAUAGCAACUGCUGCAGCAACAACAGUUAAAGCUGAAAGUACGGCCACAACACUUCACACAUCGGAAUUUACAACAUCUCCAUCCCCAUCCCCAUCAUCCACACUAAUUGCAGCAACAGGAACAACAACCGCAAACCAACUGACUGCCAACACUGCCUUGACGAUGGUUGAUUUUGAUGACAAUUUUUAUAACAGCUUUAGUGUGAACCUAAAUUCAUUGAUGGCCGACACUACGACAUCUGAGAUUAUCAGUACUCAGUACACUACUAUGCCAGUGACAAACUAUAACAACAUCACAGAAAAAAAACCAUCAUUAACAUGUGAAACAACAUCGUCCAUUGACAUAUUUACCGCGCCUGUAUAUUCAAAUUCAGACCAAUACAGCAAGUCCCUAUUUAAUAUUAGUAGCUUAGUUGCGAGUAGAAGUGAGCCCACAGAUGUUGCUGGCGAUUUUUAUACAAAAUCUACAUCCACAAUGGCAACAGCGACAACAGCGGCUAUAUCAACCAUGCAAUCAGCAGUAGCGUCCUCCACCAGCUCUUCCACCUCCCAAAAAUCCACCACAGCUGGCACUAAAGCAGUCACCAUGUUGGGUGGCCUGUCGCAGAGUCUAAAGGGAGGAUUGGAUGGUGUGUUGGCAGCUGCUGGCAGCAAUGAACCGCAACAACAAAAACGAGGUUUCGGUUUUGGCUUAGCCUCGAAGUUUGUGCCUAAUGUGGGCGGCUUAUUAGGCGCCGCCACAAAAUCUACAGCUCCUAGUUCGACUACAACACAACCUUCAAAGAUCGUUGUGUCUGAACCAAUACAACAUACCCAAAGUCCACAAAUCUCCGUGUCGUACAAUAAACAAAUUGAAUAUAACUAUGACACAACAGUUACCACCACACCUCAUGUAACAUCUUCUCUACAAGACAGCUAUUAUGAUUUUGUUACCACCAAUGGUAAUGUUAUUAUAACAGAUGCCAACAACCAACAACUAGAUAGGGACUAUGUGGUAUCAUCACACAACACAGAUAUUUAUGGUAAUGGGGAAAACGAUGUUCAGGGUGGUGGCCUCUACUACAACAGCAGUCAAACUACGUUCUAUCAUAUGACAAGUAGUGUGGACUAUGCCCAAGACGAAAUGGUCAAUCAUUCGGAACAAAUGAUAAUGUACGAUGACGCUGUCACUGGGGAUAUGAAUGAUGUGGGUAUAGAGUAUUAUGCUGAUGAAAACCAUGCUAUUGAUGUGUAUGGCGGCUACAGCGAGUAUGAAACUGUCGCAACUACUGCUCAUUUUAUUGACACCUCCAUAGCGUACUCUACAGCAAGUGCAACAGUGGCAACAACAUCAGCAUCUGCCUCAUCUUCCGUGCAAUCUAACAAUUCGACCACUGUGACAGCAGCCAAAAAAGCUACCAGUUCUAUAUUGUCAUCUCUAACUAAUGUAGCAUCACAGAUCUCACAGCAAACUUCUUCUUCAGCGCCAGCUGCUACCACAGCCGUAGCUACAACAUGUAUCAGCACUUCACAAGCAACUAGUACAAAAUCAAGUAGUGGUGGCAUGUUGGGUUCCAUUUUUGGCAAAGCAGCGGCAGCAAUGCAAACAGCCAGUCAAGUUGUGAAUCAAGGUGCCUCAAUGGCCAGCACAAAAGUUCAAAAGAAUUUGCAACCUACAGCUGCCGCUUCGCUCAUUAAGCGGGUGCCAAUUAAAGAGGAACCUACCACCACAUGUGCUGCAAACUACUACCAAAGAAGCACUAUAUCUCAGCAAGACUCGCUAGCCAGUCCAUACGCAUCGAGCUAUGGCGGCAGUGGUGAUGAUUACGAUAAUAGCAAUAUGCCCAAUAAUGAUGGAGGCUUCGAUCAACAUCAAUUGGACGAGCAAGAGGAGGAGGAUUAUUACUAUUCAAAUCAAAACCACCACAAUAUACUUCAGCAGUCUCCGCAGAAACUAUUACCAACGGUGCCACCAGCUGGUGGAUCCACUGGCAAAAAACUGCCCACCAUCAAUGAUAAAUCGGGUUGUUUGGUUAAACAACAGCCGACCGAGAUUUACGAAGAGGACCCCGAAGUUCUUGACAAUAAGUCUCUACCGUACAUGCAAAUGGUUCCGACUUAUGACAUCGAUAGUGAGCAGGCCGAUUACUACAUGGAUAAUCAGCCAGUGGCACCGUCUGCUAGACACAUGGCCGCUAAUGGUUAUUAUGAGCACACAAAUGGUGGCAGUUAUGAUUAUCGGAAUGAUUAUUUCAACGAAGAGGAUGAAUUAAAAUAUCUGGAGAAGGAGAAGAUCCAAGCCAAGCAGGAUGUAAUAUAUAGUACAAAUAAGCAGCAGCAGCAGCUACGGCAAAUACACAAACAGUCGUCCUUGCAGUAUGUGCUGGAUGAUGAUUACCAACAGGAACAAAAUGAAAUUAUGGAUGACUACAUGGACGAUAUGUAUCAUAGUGAGGAUAGUGGCAAUUAUCUAGAUGAAAGUUCCAGCGUAAGUGUCAAAGGUUUAAGAACUCAUCAACAGCAGGCACCAACCACAACAGCAUCAUUGGAUGAUUCACAUCACCCAGCUGAAUGCACGACCUCUUCAGCUUUAUCCACAACGUUAGAAUCAGUGGCGACAUCAGCGACAUCAGCACCACAUCAUCAGAUCAAGAAACAAGACAGUAUUAUACUAGAAGAAGAAGAAAAGGAUGACAUUUCCUCAAUCGUUGGCCUUCAAGACACCACCACCGUAUCAUCACCAUCGAAGUCGCUUAGCCGCAAAUCUAGUCAUGACAUUGCCAAUGUCGAAGACGAUCAAAUAGGUGAUUUACAUAUGGUAUCAGCCAGUCUUCGAUCUUCGCAGUCGAGAAAAAUGAAGCUCAUGCGUGGUGAAACGGAAGAAGUCGUUGGUGGGCAUAUGCAAAUUAUGAAACGUAAGACAGAAGUAACGGCAAAACAGCGUUGGCACUGGGCAUACAACAAGAUCAUACUGCAAUUAAAUAAUGGCAGCAGUUCAGGUGAUGUGGGCUUACGUGGUAAUGGUCAUCCUGGUGACAAUCCUUUCUACAGUAAUAUCGACAGUAUGCCGGAUAUUCGACCGCGUCGAAAAUCUAUACCAUUGGUAUCAGAACUUACUAUGGCCGCAACAAAACGGAAUGCAGGUCUCACAUCUGCAGUACCGAGAGCAACUCUAAAUGAUGAGGAAUUGAAAAUGCAUGUGUAUAAGAAGGCAUUGCAGGCAUUAAUUUAUCCGAUUUCAUCGACCACCCCACAUAAUUUUGUUUUAUGGACUGCAACAUCACCCACCUAUUGUUACGAGUGCGAGGGUCUUUUAUGGGGCAUUGCCCGUCAAGGUGUUCGCUGUACGGAGUGUGGCGUAAAAUGUCACGAAAAAUGCAAGGAUCUCCUAAAUGCCGAUUGUUUGCAAAGAGCUGCCGAGAAAAGCUCUAAACAUGGAGCUGAAGACAAAGCACAUUCGAUAAUAACGGCUAUGAAGGAACGCAUGAAACAACGCGAAAGAGAAAAGCCCGAAAUAUUUGAGCUUAUAAGAACGGUAUUCAACGUAGAGGAAAAAAGUCAUACAGGUCAUAUGAAAGCUGUGAAACAGAGCGUCCUGGAUGGCACCAGCAAAUGGUCAGCUAAAAUAGCAAUAACAGUGAUAUGUGCUCAAGGCCUGAUAGCGAAGGAUAAAAGCGGUACCAGUGAUCCAUAUGUGACGGUGCAGGUUAGCAAGGUGAAAAAGCGUACUCGUACCAUGCCCCAGGAAUUAAAUCCUGUGUGGAAUGAAAAAUUUCAUUUCGAGUGUCACAAUUCGUCAGAUCGCAUAAAAGUGCGUGUAUGGGAUGAGGAUAAUGAUCUCAAAUCGAAAUUACGUCAAAAGUUAACACGCGAAUCGGAUGAUUUUCUCGGCCAAACCAUAAUAGAAGUGCGUACGUUGUCUGGUGAAAUGGACGUGUGGUAUAAUUUAGAAAAGCGCACCGACAAAUCGGCGGUGUCUGGAGCCAUACGUCUUCACAUAUCGGUGGAAAUAAAGGGCGAAGAAAAGGUGGCACCUUAUCACGUUCAAUACACCUGUUUGCAUGAGAAUCUUUUUCAUUAUCUCUGCGAAGAUAAUUCGGGCAUGGUUAAGUUGCCGCAACAAAAGGGAGAUGAUGCGUGGAAACUCUAUUUUGAUGAGAUACCAGAGGAAAUUGUUGACGAGUUUGCCAUGCGUUACGGCAUUGAGAAUAUUUAUCAGGCUAUGACACAUUUUCACUGCCUUUCGGCCAAAUAUCUUUGCCCCGGAGUUCCAGCAGUCAUGAGUACAUUAUUGGCCAAUAUCAAUGCUUAUUAUGCUCAUACAACCGCUUCAUCGGCCGUUUCGGCGAGUGAUCGUUUUGCUGCUAGUAACUUUGGGAAAGAAAAGUUCGUUAAACUCUUGGACCAAUUACACAAUUCGUUACGAAUUGAUUUAUCAAUGUAUCGCAAUAAUUUCCCCGCAUCUAGUCAAGAGAAGCUAAUGGAUUUGAAAUCGACUGUGGAUCUGUUGACCAGCAUAACAUUUUUCCGCAUGAAAGUGCAAGAAUUAUCUAGUCCGCCGAGAGCAAGUACUGUCGUCAAAGAUUGCGUCAAAGCUUGUCUUAGAUCCACUUAUCAAUUCCUUUUCGAGAACUGUUACGAAUUAUAUAACAGGGAAUUUCAGGUGGAUCCAAACGAAGCCAAACGCGAAUCUGACGACCAUGGACCAAAAUUGGAUAGUGUGGACUUUUGGCAUAAGCUAAUUGCCUUAAUAGUGUCUGUGAUCGAUGAGGAUAAAAAUAGUUACGGCACUGUAUUGAAUCAAUUUCCACAAGAGCUCAAUAUUGGACAACUGUCCGCCGCUACCAUGUGGGGCUUGUUUGCUGUUGAUAUGAAAUAUGCCCUUGAAGAACACGAACAGCAUCGUUUGUGUAAAUCAUCCGAGUAUAUGAAUUUACAUUUUCGUGUCAAGUGGUUGUACAGUAAUUAUGUGAAGGAAGUGCCACCGCACAAAGGUGCUGUUCCCGAAUACCCUGCAUGGUUUGAGCCAUUUGUGAUGCAAUGGCUUAACGAAAACGAUGACGUGUCAUUAGAGUAUCUCCAUGGGGCCUUCAAUCGCGACAAAAAAGAUGGGUUUCAAAAAAGUAGCGAGCAUGCGUUAUUUUCAAAUUCGGUGGUUGACGUUUUCACUCAACUGACACAAUGUUUCGAUGUUGUUAGCAAACUCGAGUGUCCAGAUCCUGAAAUAUGGAAACGUUACAUGAGACGUUUUGCUAAAACAAUCGUAAAGGUGUUAAUAGCUUAUGCUGAUAUUGUGAAAAAAGAGUUUCCGGAACACAUGAAGGACGAACGUAUUGCUUGUAUCCUAAUGAAUAACAUCCAACAAUUGCGUGUUCAGUUGGAAAAAAUGUUCGAAUCUAUGGGUGGCGAUAAACUAGAAGAGGAUGCGGCAAAUAUACUUAAGGAACUGCAGCAAAAUCUCAAUUCUGCCCUUGAUGAUUUGGCGUGUCUUUUCGCCAUAAGUCUGGAACCACGAAUUACUCAAUCGGUACGAGAGCUGGGAGACUUGCUGCUGGCGAUUAAAGGUACUGGCGGAAGUGGUAAUAUAAACGCUCAAAAUCAGGUAGCCCAACGUAAUGCUGUUGCCGUGGAAGCUGAUGAAGUAUUGCGACCACUAAUGGAUCUUCUAGAUGGUUCAUUAACCCUUUACGCACAAUCAUGUGAAAAGACCGUAUUGAAACGCCUACUGAAGGAACUAUGGAAGAUUGUAAUGCGCACUCUUGAAAAGACUAUUGUUUUGCCACCAAUGACAGAUAAAACGAUGAUGUUCAAACAUCUAACCGAUAAUGCUAAAAACCUCGCAUCUAAUGCUAAAAUAGAAGAUAUGGGUCGUCUAUUUAAGUCACAUAUGGCUGGCAAACAAGAUGUUAAAAGUGCUUUAAGUGGUGUUAUGGACAUUUCCAAAGAAGUCGAAAAGAAUUUAUCACCUAAACAAUGUGCUGUUCUUGACGUGGCCUUAGAUACAAUUAAACAGUACUUCCAUGCCGGUGGCAAUGGACUGAAGAAAACGUUCCUCGAAAAAUCAUCAGAACUCCAAAGUUUACGUUAUGCAUUGAGCCUUUAUACCCAAAUGACUGAUACGCUUAUUAAAACGUUUAUAUCCAGCCAAGUGCUUGAAGUUGAUCCAGAAAAUCAAGAAGAAAGUGUUGGCGAAAUAUCUGUACAAAUUGAUCUAUACUCACAUCCUGGCACCGGCGAAUAUAAAGUGAAUGUAAAAGUUGUGGCUGCUAAUGAUCUUAAAUGGCAAAUUCCAUCUGGGAUGUUUCGUCCUUUUGUUGAGAUCAAUCUUAUUGGCCCGCACUUACAGGAUAAGAAACGUAAAUUUGCUACCAAAUCAAAAUCAAACAAUUGGUCGCCGAAAUACAACGAAUCCUUUAAUUUCACUAUUGGCACUGAAGAGCAGCUGGAUUUUUUCGAAUUGCACAUCUGUGUUAAAGAUUACUGCUUCGCUCGAGACGAUCGAUUAGUGGGCGUAGCCGUUAUACCUCUAAAGGAUAUAUUAGAGAAGGGUUCCGUUGCUUGUUGGCUACCAUUACAAAGAAGAAUUCAUAUGGAUGAGACCGGUUGGACAAUUCUACGUAUUCUAUCUCAACGCAAUAAUGAUGAAGUCGCCAAAGAAUUUGUUAAGCUGAAAUCUGAGAUUCGGCAGGAACCAACAGCCGGAACGUAGAGAUUUCAAUGAAGUUUACAAAAGAAUUCAUUUUACGCACACACACAGACCCAUAAAUACUUACAUACUUGCAUGCAAAUUUAAAGACUUUCAUACGUUUAUACAUACAUAAAAAAAACAUACUUUAGUACAUACCUACAUAAAUAUAUAUCGAAUAUUUUCAAAUAUAUUAAAAACUAAAAUAAUAAUAAUAAUAAAAAAUAAAAUACUUACUUUAUCAACUUAA
This is a messenger RNA of Calliphora vicina (urban bluebottle blowfly), 11162 nucleotides long. Its product is annotated as serine-rich adhesin for platelets-like. NCBI's taxonomy places the organism in Eukaryota, Metazoa, Arthropoda, Insecta, Diptera, Calliphoridae. The transcript is spliced from 23 exons. Gene Ontology annotation, molecular function: calcium ion binding; syntaxin-1 binding; calmodulin binding. Gene Ontology annotation, cellular component: presynaptic membrane; neuromuscular junction; terminal bouton. The record is from RefSeq and is a predicted model, not a curated record. The coding region runs from base 281 to 10936 and encodes 3551 amino acids. Gene Ontology annotation, biological process: synaptic transmission, glutamatergic; neuromuscular junction development; dense core granule priming.